Molecule: messenger RNA, 1893 nt
Organism: Orbilia oligospora ATCC 24927
Lineage: Eukaryota; Fungi; Ascomycota; Orbiliomycetes; Orbiliales; Orbiliaceae
Exons: 3
Coding region: 1-1893 (630 amino acids)
Molecular function (GO): oxidoreductase activity, acting on CH-OH group of donors; flavin adenine dinucleotide binding
Source: RefSeq, a predicted model, not a curated record
AUGUUUAUCAGCAAAUUAGUCGCUCCAAUUGCGACCGUUCUCCUAUGUCUAGGAGGAGCGAACGUUGUUGAAGCCAUCACGGCUUCUGCAUUCGCAGCUGUCCAAUUCGACUAUAUUAUCGUUGGUGGUGGUACUGCUGGUCUCGUUGUUGCCGGCAGACUCAGUGCUAAUCCCCACAUCAAAGUCGGUGUCCUCGAGGCCGGUACGAGUGGUCUCGAUGACCCGAUUAUCUACACACCAGGAAAGGUGGGAUGGGCUGUGGGUACCAAUUAUGACUGGAGCUUCAUGACGGAGCCUCAGACCGAGCUGGGCAAUCGACCGUUGUUUUACUCGAGAGGUAAAGCGCUGGGUGGCAGCAGUGCUAUCAACUUUUUUGUCUGGAUGAGAGGAAACAAGCCAGAUUAUGAUGCCUGGGCCAGUCUUGGGAAUCCUGGGUGGGAUUUCAACAGCUUGAUUCCAUACUUCAAGAAACCCGAAACUUUCAAUGCGCCCAGUCCAGCCGAUGAAUUAGCCUUCAAGCUAGAUUAUAAUGCUGCCGACCAUGGUACCACCGGCCCAAUCAAUACAUGCUUCUCCAACCAGUACGGUGGCACUCACCAAUUCUGGCAUCAAACCCUCAACAAUCUCGGAAUCCCAAGUCGUGAUAGCUUCAAUGGAUCGAACUGGGGUGUUUGGACCGGCUUGACAAAUGUGAACCCAAUCAAUCGUACUAGAAGCUACUCGGCCUCGCAAUACUAUCGUCCUCACGCUGCUAGACCCAAUCUUCACGUCCUCACCGAAGCCAUGGUGCAAAAGGUUAUCAUUCAGACCGUUGGAGGUCACAAGACAGCAACUGGUGUGAUUUUCACCCACGGUGGAGCCAGUUAUACCGUCAAUGCUGCAUCUGAGGUUAUUCUUUCGGCUGGAACUAUCCAAUCUCCACAGCUUUUGGAACUCUCUGGUGUUGGAAACCCAACUUACCUCACGCCUGCCGGUGUUACGGUUCUUGUCAACAGCCCUCACGUUGGAGAGAACUUGCAGGAUCGUAUCAUGAACGUUCUACUUUACGAACUCGACCCGUUGGUUGAAAACCAAGGCCCGCUCAAAGACCCCGUUGAACUGGCCGACGCUGAAGACGAAUACUAUACCAAUCACACUGGUCUCCUCACCGUUCUUCCCAAUGAUUUUGCCUAUCUCCCACUAAACAAAGUCAUGAACGAAUCCUAUGUCAACCAUCUCCGAAGCCUUGUCUCUGGUACCGACGACCGAACUCUCAGCAUCAAAUCCAAGCUCGACUUCAAUAAAUUCCUUGGCAAUCUAGAAUACGUCUUCGAUCCUAACAUCCUAUUCGCUGUUGGCAACCCAGACCCUCUUAAGAAAUAUGGCACAGUCUUCCAAAUGUUGCAAUACCCCUUCUCUACCGGUCACAUCCAUAUCCAGCCACCUCCAGUCGGUGUACCAUUGUCUGCUGACCAACAUCCUGUCAUUAAUCCACGGUACUUCGAAGGUAAUGGUGUUGUCGAUAUGCUCACAUUGGCAGAAGGUCUUAAAUUCGCCGACAGUAUCGCCCGCCAAGGUCCUCUGAACGCUGCCAUCGUCAAGCGUGAAGUUCCUCCAGAGCCAGCCCCGGGUACCGAGACCGAUUGGCUUCAAUUCGUCAAGGACAACACCGUCUCCGAUUGGCAUCCAGUUGGUACCUGUGCCAUGAGCGGCCACGGUAUCCACAAGGGUGUCGUUGAUGAGAAACUCAGAGUUCACGGUGUUAAGAGACUUAGAGUCGUAGACGCCAGUAUCAUCCCAGUACAGAUCAGCUCCCAUCUCCAAGGAACCGUUUACGCCAUCGCAGAGAAAGGUGCAGAUAUGAUUCUACAGGACUUUGAAUGCAAGAGGCGACGUAGACGCGGCCGCCGGUAA